GCACGUGUGGAGGGAGAGGACGAGAGAAGAGCGACAAAUUUAACGAGACAAACAUUUCUAAAACAACAAAAAAGAACAAGUGUUGAAAUUAAGAAGGUGGAGGCUCUUUCCCCUAGCAGCGGGAGCGGAAAAGGGGAGGAGUAUAACAAAAAGGAAGGACAUUACGGCACGGAUUAAACGAAAUGGAAAAGACGACGGCAAAAACAAUGGAGAAACGGAACGGGACAAUGACAGUAACGACGGACAAAGUUAUGGCGGGUGAAAGAUCGGCUGGAAUCGAGAAGGAAAGGACGGAGGCAGCGGAGAGGAGUGAGGUGAGGAAGACGAGAGAAGACGGUGGAGGGAGAAAAGGAGCGUUAAUAGCGGAGACGGUAGCAGCGGCGGGAGCAUCCGCAAGUGCGGCGAGAGAUGGAGCGAGACGGGACGCAGCAGAUAUAAGGAGCGGAGAGAGAGAAAAGACGACGGGGGACGAGAUAAGAAAAGAGCUAGUGGUGAAUGUGAAGAUGGACGGUGAAGAGAAAAUAGGUAUGUUACAACUGUUGAGAGCAGUGGAAAAUACGUGUGGAAGAGUGGUGGGUUGCAGGACUAAAUAUGAUGGAAAAUGGGAGCUGACAAUGGGGAAUGCGCGGGCAGAGAAAGACUGUUGGAUGGAUUUAAAAUCAACAAUACAAGGAUAAUUGCAUCAGAAGUGAUCAAGAAUACAAAAAUUGUUUCGUUUUUAAAUUUGCCCAUUUAUACAACAGAUGAACAAAUCUUCGAUAAAUUAGAACAGUGGGGGGUAGAGCCGGUGUCACCGAUCAAACGAAGGAAAUGGGCAGGGAUGGACAUUUAUGACGGGACACGGUUUUUAAAAGUAAAGUUUAAUGCACAGGUGACAUCCUUGCCAUAUUCAACGAAGUUUGAAACGGUGGAGGGCAUGGAGUAUUUUAGGGUAUUACAUGACAACCAGGAAAAAGUAUGUCGGCUUUGUUUACAAGCGGGACAUAUAGUUAGAGAAUGCCCUGACUUUCGUUGUUUCCGGUGCGGGAUGACGGGGCAUUAUGCACGGGAAUGUACGGACAAAGGAGCGGAAAUAAUUAAUAAGGAGCAAGAGACGGAUAACGAAACGGGAUUGGAGGAUAAGGAGGAAACGGUGGAAGAAGGAGAGCAGAAGGAGGCAUCGGAAGAGAGAAUGGAGGAGAUGGAGGACAGCGGCAGCAGUGGAGAGGAGGAAGAGGAGGAUAACGGUAAUCAAGCGGGGUGGUCGACGGACGUCUCGGAGGUGAAACAGAGAGGACGGAUCUCCACACCGCAGUGGGAGGAAAGCGGAGGUUCAACAAGCAGAGUGAGGAGUAGAAGUGAGAGGAGGAUGGAGAGGAUCGACAGCUCAGGGUCCCUGCCGUGUGGGCAGAUGGAGCGGGACAAGAAUGCGGAGGAGAUGGAGGAAAACAGUAGGUCACUUGCCCUUCCUCAUGUGUCUCAGUCUGAUUGCCCUAAGUGUUUCCACCUGUUCCCUAUUUCCCUCCAUGUGUUUAAAUAGUCUGUGUUCCCCUUGUCUUGUGCCAGAGUGUCUUCGUCCUUGUCCUGCACCAGAGCCUUGAUCCAUGUUCACAGCCAUCGCCAUAGUAAUCCGUAUUCUCCUCGUGACGAGUGAUUUUUUGUUUGUAAAUUUUCCAAUAGCUAAAGUUCAUAGCCCUUUGUUUUUCCUCAUUAACGAGUGAUUUUUUGUUUGUUAAUUCUUUCCAUAGUUUAGAGUUCUAGUCCUUUGUUUUUCCUCAUUAACGAGUGUUUUUUUUGUUUGUUAAUUCUUUCCAUAGUUUAGAGUUCUAGUCCUUUUGGUUUUUCCUCUUUAAGAGUGAAUUUUUGUUUGUUAAUUAUUUCCAUAGUUUAGAUUUCUAGUCCUUUUGAUUUUUCCUCGCUAAGAGUGAUUUUUUGUUUGUUUGUUCUUCCAUAGAUUUGAUUCAUAGUCCUUCGGUUUUCCUCCAUUCGGAGUGUUCUGUGUUUCUCGAUUUGUUUCUUUUGAUUAGAGUUUUUUCCUCCUCCUGGAGAGGUUUUGUUUCUCAGUUUUCAGAGUUAGUGUCUAGGAUUUUAUAGCCAUUUGUUUAUCACUCUGUCUGAGUUCUCAGGAGAAUUCAAUAAAAGCAUCUUGUUAUUUGUGAGAAAUAUUAAAAUGUAUGUUGCAUUAUUAAGAGAGUGUUGUUUAUUAUUUGUUUAUUAUUUGUUUAUUAAUUGUUCUUUAGUAUUAUGAUGAUUACUGUUGCUAUGCGUUGGGGGGGCGCUAGGGUGAGACUCAAGGCAGUCACGCACACAUAGGGAGACACCAGAAGAACAGGAUGACAGGUGACCGCCUCAGAUGUUUAAAGUAAGAAACAACUCCUAACAGGGUGAAGAGGCGGUUACAGGAAAAGGGAGAGUAGGUUUUUUCUCUAGGUGAGGACAGCUCAGAUGAAGGAGGCACUGUGCCAAGAGGCUGGGACCAGCCUGUGCACCAACGAAGGGAGAGCUGAGUCUAAACCAUGGUUUCUCCCCAACCUUUUCACCAAUCAGAUAGUUACAAAAAUACAUACAAAACUCUGUGUAACUGCUAAGAUAGACACUCUUCUCUGGGACGUUGGCCACAGCUAACUGCUUGCAGACUGUGGUUUUCAGAUCAGAGGAGAUCCAUGUACAUGCUGAUUUUGAUUCUUUAAUAGCAAAUAAAUAUUUGUUUAAAUGGAUAACUUUGAGUGGAGAACUCUUAUUGCAAAUAAACGAAUGCGCUGACAAAAUUGGUGACCCCGACGUGAUUUGCAAGAAGAGAAAUUGGACUCAGGCCACGACUGAAGAUUUUCAGCAGGACCUGACCGGAGCCCUGGACUCCUAGUCACUCACGAGAGCGCUCAUAAAACAAGGUAAGCAGAAGCCUGUUGUCUUAAGAACCAAAAUUCUGUACAUUGGCUACAUCUAAAUUACUGUGAGUACAUAGGAGGUAAGGUGGCUUACGGGACAAAGUGAAUAAAGUUAAAAGAUACUUGUCAUUGUAUUGUGUAAUAUUAGAGAAUCAAAAUUAAAAAAAAAAAAAAAAAGAGAUGAAGUAAAUGAAUGAAAGAUAAGAUAAGAUACGUGAAACUGCACCUACAACCUUAAGUUGGGAGGAUAGCAAUUGGAGUAAAGAUAUUAGACAUCACUGUUGACUCACGGCCUAAGAUUGUGAUCAGUGGAUGUAAAAGUUUGGAACACAUCGGAUCUCUGUAAUACCUGAGAUGUGGCUAGUGGAAUAAUAUGAAGUAAAGACUGGAGGAAGACUAAACUCUCUGGUUCGUGAAUGGUACCUGGAGCCAGCUGACCGGUCCAUGCUAGUCUGAAAAGUACCACUAAGAACUCACAUCUGUAGACGUGCAGUGUCUAGUCUGUUACAUUGUCAGGAAGAGAUAGGUGUGUGUGUGUCUCCUAAUGAGCUCGACGGCAGAGGCACAAGCUCAGGGGAGACCACGAAAUUAAAAAGUAAAAAGUAAAAAUUGUAUGGGGAAAUUCCUGUAAAAAGCGGACGGACGUGUAUUGUUUGGAGCAAAAUAGUGUGUGAAAACGCUAACGGAGUGCUCAAAUAGUUACAUAGUCUUAGGAGACGUUGGGAAUUCACAUACACGUUGGCAGUGAAUAAGAGGCCUUUUUAGAAGUGUGAUGCAUGCAAUGUAUGUUUGAAUGGUGAAGGGGGGUACUGAUCAGCAGUGUCUUGGUGGAAUAAAAACAAGCAGUGGAAACCUUGCGGUGUUAACGCAAACUGCUUGUGCUGUGGAAACCUAACGGUGAUAACGGAAGCAGCAUUCCAUCAAUUGGGUCAGUUGCUCGGGUGAACUCCAUACAAACUGGCUGGCUGUUGAGGGGAA
Messenger RNA from Seriola aureovittata, 3845 nucleotides. RefSeq lists its product as uncharacterized. Lineage: Eukaryota; Metazoa; Chordata; Actinopteri; Carangiformes; Carangidae. The coding region runs from base 602 to 1519 and encodes 305 amino acids. The transcript is spliced from 2 exons. The record is from RefSeq and is a predicted model, not a curated record. Gene Ontology annotation, molecular function: nucleic acid binding; zinc ion binding.